AUGGACAAAGACGAGGGAAGAAACUUCUUGACCUCGCUUCUCAACAAGAAUCUGCGCAUCUUUGCCACUGACGGCCGCAUGUUUCUGGGCCAGUUCAAGUGCACAGACCCAGACCGAAAUGUUGUCUUAGCACAUACCUACGAGUACCGCCAGCCGUCGGCGCAGCGGCGGGCCGAAGCAGCCCAAAAGGCGGCUGAGAGAACAGGCACCGUCUCGAUGGACAUGACAUCCCGAUACCUGGGGCUGGUGGUCGUCCCUGGACAGUAUAUAGUCAAGAUCGAGGUUGAGGAAUUCACAAGCCAAAUCAAGGGCCAGAAUCCAUAUUCAGAUGUCGUUGUCUAA
Messenger RNA from Colletotrichum graminicola M1.001, 342 nucleotides. Its product is annotated as LSM domain-containing protein. The record is from RefSeq and is a predicted model, not a curated record. The transcript has 2 exons. Gene Ontology annotation, cellular component: NatC complex. NCBI's taxonomy places the organism in Eukaryota, Fungi, Ascomycota, Sordariomycetes, Glomerellales, Glomerellaceae. The coding region runs from base 1 to 342 and encodes 113 amino acids.